Molecule: messenger RNA, 377 nt
Organism: Mya arenaria
Lineage: Eukaryota; Metazoa; Mollusca; Bivalvia; Myida; Myidae
Product: tyrosine-protein phosphatase corkscrew-like
Exons: 5
Coding region: 108-377 (89 amino acids)
Biological process (GO): protein dephosphorylation
Molecular function (GO): protein tyrosine phosphatase activity
Source: RefSeq, a predicted model, not a curated record
AUGACUCGAGGGUAAAGGUUAGAAGCAGUGGUGGUUCCGACUACAUAAACGCAAGUUUUAUUGAUGGUUACAAGACGCCGAAGCAGUAUAUCGCCACAUUAGGUCCCAUGUCCCAACAGUUAGGAGAUUUUAGCUUAUUUUGGAAAAUGAUUUGGCAACAGAGGGUUGAGAAGAUUGUUAUGGUUACCAACAUGGUUGAGCAGGGAUCUCCUAAAUGCGAGCAGUACUGGCCAAACCCGGGCACAACUAAGAAGUAUGGCGAUAUAAAGGUGGAGAACCGCUCGGAGGAUGAGUUUGCCGAGUUUACUAGAAGGGCUUUCACAGUGACCAUGGGUACCGAAGCAAGGACGUUGCACCAUUUGCACUUCACGUGUUGA